Molecule: messenger RNA, 2319 nt
Organism: Macrosiphum euphorbiae (potato aphid)
Lineage: Eukaryota; Metazoa; Arthropoda; Insecta; Hemiptera; Aphididae
Source: the annotation of a GenBank genome assembly
AUGGAUCAUUGCUACGACGAGGAUGUUUUAUUUAAUCAAUUUUUGAUAUCCCUCUGCAAAUCAUCUGCAGAAAUAUUUAAUAAAGCUGUUGAAAAUGGAUGGCCUAUAUGUGUUCCCAGAGAAGGUUCCUUCUCUAAAAAUAAGUAUUCUGAAAAAGAUUUCAACGACCACAUUUUGACUCCCAGUAAGUGUUCAGAUUUAAAAUUUAUUACAAUAAGUGGCCACAAUGUUUCUGUAGACAACCAUGCAGUUACAUGUCAAUAUGAAAACAAGACUUACACAGUAGACAUACUAUUUAUUGAAACAUGCUAUACAGAAGAUAAUCACAGUUAUAAAGUAAUAUGCAUAGACGGCCCAUUAAAUUGUGCUACUAUGUUAGAAGAUAUUAUUGUAAUAACAUCUGUUCAAGAUUGUUUGAAUUUUUUGUAUUCCAAAAGCAACAAAUUGUUAUUGAAAGAUCUGAGAUCUUUAAUGGAUGAUUUUUUAUCAUCCAAUGAUUAUAUUAAUAUGCCUGUUGAUGUCAAGAAAAAAUCCAUUGAAAAUUUGUAUAUUAAAUGUUUAAAGAAAGCAAACUAUCAUACUAAAAAGUCCAAUCAUUUUUUUCAAAACAAUAUUAAACUUGCAGUAGAGUAUUAUAUACAGAAUAAACUGUAUACUGUCUUGAUGAAUAAUAUAAAUGUCUUAAUGGCAACAGAAGAUGCCAAGUUAAAUAAACUUAUUCGGAAUUACUCUAGUGCUAUAAUUGAUAUAGAAGUGGACCAAGAAGUACAAACAGCAAUACCAAAUGCCAGAUGUGAAUUGUCCAAGUUGUAUAUGCACAAAACUAUUAUAGGAAAGUUUAAAUGUUUAAAAGAUACAUUUUUGAAAUUGUCUAAUGGAAAUAAUAAUUUUACAGUGGAUAACCUACUAAGUGCUUUGGUUCAUUUAGUCAUACAUUGUAAAAUACCCAAUUGGAAUGCUCAAAUAUAUUUUAUGAAACAUUUUGUUGUCAGCAAUAUAAAAGACUUUGAUGAUAAUUUCUAUUUAACUUCAUUAGAAGCAGCUAUUGAACAUAUAAAAUUUCAUAAAUUUGAUCUUAAAUUAUCAACAAAUUUCCAUGAUUCAAAUUAUGGUACUUUUUAUAAUUAUAUUUGCAAUGGAGAGUACUAUAAAGUUAAAGAAACCUUAGAAUAUGUAAAAAUACAACAAUCUUGCUCAAAAUGUCAUCCUUUAUGUGAAUGUGAUUCUUGUAUGAAGGAGGUAUUAAAAGAAUCGGCAGUUUGUGUGAAGUAUAAAGAUGAACAGGGUCUCACACCUCUUCAUCUAGCAGCUUUUUAUGGCUAUCCACUCAUUAUUGAAUUACUUUUGGAAUAUGGAUCAGACAUAAAUGCUUUGGAUAAUUUUUCACUUACACCUGCCCAUUAUGCUGCACUUAGAGGACAACAGAAUGCAUUAUUGUUUUUGUUACAUAAUAAAGCAUUGAUGAUUGGAGAUAAUGAGGGUAACACUCCAUUGCAUUUGUGUUGUUCAAAUGGUCAUGAUCUUUGUGUCAAAGCAUUGUUAUAUUUUAUGGAAUUUUCGGACUCAAAAUUAAAUAUAAAUGUACAAAACAAUCAGGGAGACACACCUCUUCAUUUAAGUUUUAAAUGGGGUUACACUAAUGUAGUCCAAAUAUUGAUUGAACAAGACGCAGAUCCAUUAGUGUGUAAUCGCAGAGGUCAAACAUGCUUUGAUUGUGCCCACAAUUCCAAAAUGGUAGAGACAUUUAAAAUUAAUAAGAAAAACAAUACAGAAAGAGUGAGAAAAAGUAGUGUUGAAAUAACAUUGCAGCAAAAAAUGAUUGGAAAAAUAAUAACUGCUGUAUCUGAUGGUGACAUACGUUUAGUACAACACUAUUUAGGCAUUGAUGAUGAAAAUCAAAACAUAAAUACGUUUGUCGAUAUAAAUUGUUCUAAUUUUAAAGGCUAUACUCCACUUCAUGUAGCAGCAGCCAAUGGCCAAACAAAUAUUUUAAAAAUGUUGAUUGGAUAUGGGGCUGAGGUUAAUUCAUUGACAACUUCGGAACAGUAUACUGCAUUACAUUUAGCUGUAAAGAACAGAAUGACAGGAGUUAUUGAUGUUCUUCUAGAUUCCGGAAAAUGCAAUAUUAACAAUCAGGAUAAUGGUGGCAAUAGUGUAUUGCACUAUGCAUGUACCAUUGGUGAUGCUAAUAUAAUAACUAGACUACUCGAACAUGGUGCUGACUUCGGAAUAAUUAACAAGAAAUUUAUAAGUGCUUUAGAUAUUUUAAACAAGAAUACAGAAUUAAGGCACUUGAUUUCAACUAAAAAAAAUCACUGA